GCGUGAGCGGACAAUUCAAAAGAAUUCGUCAGCAUUCCAACAGCGACUGAGAGAGUUCGUUGGAUGUGCAAGGACACAGAAUAAGGCAGCGAUGGAUGAUUACGUGAAAAUAGAGAAAAUUGGAGAAGGUACUUAUGGGGUUGUGUAUAAGGGCAGACACAAGGCCACAGGGCAGAUUGUGGCCAUGAAGAAGAUUCGUCUGGAGAGCGAGGAGGAGGGUGUUCCCAGCACCGCUGUCAGAGAGGUGUCUCUGCUCCAGGAGCUCAAACAUCCCAACGUUGUACGACUCUUGGAUGUCCUGAUGCAGGAGUCUCGUCUUUACCUCAUCUUUGAGUUCCUGUCCAUGGACCUGAAGAAGUACCUGGACUCCAUCCCCUCUGGGCAAUACAUGGACCCCAUGCUGGUCAAGAGCUACCUUUACCAGAUAUUGGAGGGAAUUUAUUUCUGCCACUGUCGUCGAGUCCUACAUCGUGACUUAAAACCCCAGAACCUUCUGAUCGACAACAAAGGAGCUAUAAAGCUGGCAGACUUCGGCUUGGCUCGUGCCUUCGGUGUUCCUGUCAGGGUCUACACACACGAGGUUGUAACGCUUUGGUAUCGGGCUCCAGAAGUCCUCCUGGGCUCCCCCAGAUAUUCAACUCCUGUGGAUAUUUGGAGCACUGGAACUAUUUUUGCUGAGCUCGCCACCAAGAAGCCCCUUUUCCAUGGAGACUCUGAAAUAGACCAGCUCUUCAGGAUUUUCAGGACUCUGGGAACCCCUAACAAUGAAGUGUGGCCUGAUGUAGAGAGUCUGCCAGAUUACAAAAACUCCUUCCCUAAAUGGAAAUCUGGCAACCUGUCAUCAUUGGUGAAAAACCUGGACAAGAACGGUCUGGACUUACUUGGGAAAAUGUUGAUUUAUAAUCCUCCAAAGAGAGUCUCAGCACGUGAGGCCAUGAAACACCCUUACUUUGAUGACCUGGACAAAUCCACCCUGCCAGCUGCCACCAUCAAGAACAUCUAGUCUGGAUUCUGACUGUUCAUAUCAACACAUCCCUGUGAAUCUGUAAAUAUGUCUGUGUGUUUGUGCGAAAAUGUUUUUCAGACAUUUAAAGUUUCAAUACUUUUUUUCAAAACCUGCAUUUUCUGUUUUGUUGUUCCCUUAAAUCUGCAGAUGUUUGAGCGGGGGCUGUAAUGAA
Molecule: messenger RNA, 1178 nt
Organism: Nematolebias whitei (Rio pearlfish)
Lineage: Eukaryota; Metazoa; Chordata; Actinopteri; Cyprinodontiformes; Rivulidae
Gene: cdk1
Product: cyclin-dependent kinase 1
Exons: 8
Coding region: 92-1003 (303 amino acids)
Biological process (GO): protein phosphorylation; mitotic G2 DNA damage checkpoint signaling; G2/M transition of mitotic cell cycle
Cellular component (GO): nucleus
Molecular function (GO): cyclin-dependent protein serine/threonine kinase activity; ATP binding; RNA polymerase II CTD heptapeptide repeat kinase activity
Source: RefSeq, a predicted model, not a curated record